AUGGCGACGUUUAUGGCUAUUCUUUGGGGGUGUGUUGUUUCGAUUGCUGUUUUGAUUGCAGUAAUUUUUCCAGUAUUUUCGAUUUACUUGACAUACCUCCAUUGGAAAUAUUGUCAUCUACCUGGACCAAAACGGGACAGCUUUUUCUCCGGUAACUUGCCUUAUAUCUUAAGUGAAAGAGCUAAAGGACUAACUAUAUACGAGAUCGCUGGUAAACUUCACGAAAUUUACGGUCCAGUUGUUCUUUUGUUUGUCUACCAUAACCCAUUCACGUUCGUAUCUGAUCCAGAACUUGUACGAAAAUGUAUCAUCACGCUCAAUUUACCGAAAAAUCCUGUCGUUUAUGGGCACCUUGGAUACCCGUUCGGUCAACGUCUAGCCGGACGCGGUGUGUUAAACGAAGUCGACCAUGGCGUGUGGCAGAAGCGGAGGGCACUCCUGAAUCCAGCAUUUCAUCGCCGCUACUUGAUGAAUUUAAUGUCCUCGUUUAAUGACAGCUGCAACCUGUUUCUGGAAAAAUUGGAUGAAAUGGCUGACGGAAAGACUGUUGUGAAUAUGGCGGAUGAAUUCGCCAGAGUUACUCUUGAUGUCAUCGGAAAGGUACAGUAGUGAAACAGUGACAUGGUUGAAGUCCGCUUAGAGUCAAUAAAAUUUGAAAAAAAAAAAGGAGAGGAAAUGUCGCAGAAUGCUUUAUACCUGAAAUGCAGAAUAGUAAAUGUGAAAUGAGGAGGCUGAGUGUCUCUUCUACACUGUCUAAGUUGAUAGCUGCAUGGUUUUAUUUAUGUUAUAAUGCAUGUCAAUGUGGAUCAAUGUCAGUAUCUGAGCAAAUGUGUAUCUACCCCUACCUUAACCCAACAACAGUGAACUGAUAACAAGUUACAGUUACGUUGUGGGAUUAAUGUUGGCUUAUGAAUGAGGUACUAAGUGUGUAGUUGCUCAGAUAAUAACAUUGAUCCAUAAAUGCUAACCACAAACAAGCCAUAUUGGUGAAUCAAUACCCCAAAGACUUGUGUUUUGGAUUCCAGGAUGAAAAUUUGUUGUUGUUGUUGUUGUUUUUUUUUAAACUUGGUGUAAUUAUUGCUUUGUACUCUAAUGCAUAAGACAUCUUAACAUCACUCCACCCUGGCUGUGUGAAGGCUGGUUGGUACUCUGCUCACAGAUACCUAUGUACAUGUAACUGUGCACAAAAUACAUUCUGUAUCCAUCAAUCGGCUUGGUUUCAUUCACAAAUCACAGUGAACCUUCAUGUCCAUUCAAUGAAUAUAGAACGUUUAAUUAACAAAUCUAUUAUACAAGUACCUUUUCCUUUCCUGUCCAUCAGUGGAUGCUUGUUUUCUACUUGACAGUACAAUUAGUCUCAUGCCAUUGUUUAAGGGUUGCAAGGCCUAACAAUCAUAUUCUCUUGUACAACAGGUUGCAUUCAAUGUUGAUGUCAAUACAAUCCAAGAUGCUGAUAGUCCCUUCCCAUCCUCCAUUUAUAAAUGUCUUAAAGGGGUCCUGGAAAGUUUGCGAACUCCAUUCUGGAGAAUAUCUUUGUCAACAUAUGCUUAUCAAAGAAGUGUGAUUGAGGCAGCUAAAUUCAUUCGUAACUUUGGAAAGAAGGUGAUCCUUGAUAGACAGGGAGCUGUUUUACAAGGAGAAGAUACACCACUUGAUAUUCUUGCUCACAUUUUGAGUGUCAAGGAAAAGCAGUCAAGUAUCACAAAUGAAGAUCUUGUGGAUGAUUUUGUGACAUUUUUUGUUGCAGGUGACUGUGUGCAUAUAUAUUUGCACAGUUGCUACUCAAUCAAACAAGUUUGCUUGAUGAAAAUAUUUUCCAUUUAAAUGAUUCUAUUCCCAUUUAAUGUACAAUAAAACCCCUAGCACAGACUAUUGAUGUUUCAUCUUUAAAAAACUUUCCUGUUUUUACUGAAGAGACUGUAAAACAUCUAAUUUUAGGGUAUCUGGGAAAAUUAAAGAUUAUGAUACAACAGUAGAUACCUGGUAAAUUGAUAUUAUAAUUUGGACAUUUCGGUGCCACAGUGAUAUUAAAAAAGAAUGAGUCUGGCUGCCUUAACAGGCUGUAAGAAACAAGAGAAAGGAUAUGCUAUAGGAUCUUUAUAUGUCACAAUUAUAUUUUAAAACUUAAAGCUUAAAACUCAAACUUUCUGUUACUAAAAUGCUAAGAUUUGGCACUUGUUUCUAAGUGUCACUAGUCCUUUGUCAAAUAAUUUACAGAAAAUGUACCACUCUUUGAAUUUUUGGUAGCAUCUGAUUUAAGGAAUGUGCCUCAUGACACAAUUUUUUAAUGUUCACAUGUGUAGUAUUGAUGUUGCUAUACUUCUAUUGCUGUCUAAUGAUAACUGUUUCCUUCAAUUGCAGGUCAGGAAACAACAUCUAACCAGUUGUCCUUCACUCUGUAUGAAAUACUGAGGCAUCCAGAGGUUGAAAACAGGUAUAAUAUUGUAAUUUCUGCAUUUAUGGUAACAUGCUUUGCUACCUAUGAAUAGAGGUUAAAACUUUGGGAAAGUUAUAGAAACCUCUUUCUCAAGAAAAAGGAGAUGUGUUCCAUCACUGUGUUGCUUUACCCCUUUAACACCCAAGAGUGACUAGCAUCUAAUUUCUCUUGACACUAACACUUCUGAAUUACAAAUUAAGGUCAUGAGAAUAAAGGAAAUGACCACCAACUAAAGAAGCUCCUAACUGUUUAAAAAACUGUCUUAGCAGGCCUUAGGCAAUGGUUAGAAAACGGUAUGGAGACUAUGCUUACGGUUGUGUAUUGGGGCUAGGCAGCUGACCCUCUACUUCCAUUUUUACCCAGUAACAAUGUCAUCAGAGACAAACAUUUUUACAGCUUUCGUAGAGUUUUACGUGUGGGGAGGCAAGGGGAGAUUUACAGUUCUCAUUAUGUCAACUGUGCCAAUAGUUAGAAUUCCAUUGUAGGUUGUUACCAUGGCAAAAACCUAACCUGUUAGAAACACCCUUAAUUAAAUUAGUACAUUUAAUUCUCUUCAUUUAAAUACCACCUAGAAAUUUUAUCCAUUCGAAUUUUUCAGUACCAAAUAAACUGAAUGUUCCAUUAACCCAACCAGAUCCUUGAUAAAUUAUACCAAGUAUUUCACUGGUAAUUACACUAUUGUAAACAUUUGAAAUUUUUAUUAUUAGAUUUUUAUAUAUUUAUCUUUUCUAUUUAUUUCUGGUCUUUUAAUUUAUUUUUUUUUGGCAGAAUUGUUAAGGAAAUUGAAGCCGUUCUUGGUUCCCAUCAGUUUUUGGAAUACAAGGAUCUUGGCAACCUUCAGUUCCUGGGUCAGACUCUCAAGGAAGGUUUGCGACUUCACCCUCCAAUCGGAGGCAUAACGCGCAUAACCACCAGAGAUGAGAACAUUGGGGGUUGCAUCUUUCCUGCUGGUACCUCUGUGAAUAUCAGUCAGUUCUUGAUGCACCGCCAUUUAGAUUCAUGGAAAGAUCCACUUCAAUUUGAUCCUGACAGAUUUUCACCUGAGGUAAAAGGUGAAAUUCCACACUCUGUUUACUUCCCAUUCUCUCUCGGCCCUCGGACUUGUAUUGGACAAACAUUUGCUCAGAUCGAGGCUCGAGUGUUUAUGGCGCGGCUGCUGCAGCAGUUUGAGUUGACACUCUGUCCUAGUCAGGAUGAUAUGAAACACGAAGAGGCUUUGACCCUGAGGCCCAAAGGGGGUGUACUUUGUACUCUCAAACGAAGACACGAAAACUGAAGCAAACCAAAGAGACCCAUGUGAAUUAGGCAAAAGUAAUUAGAGAAAUUUUCAAUUAAGUGACGAAAAGAAUCCGGUUUGGUGUUGGCUUUUCUUCAACUACGCCUGGUGAUUGGUCUAGAAAAUUAACGCCCCCAUUUCAAUCAAUCAGAUCCAAUUGAAAACAUAUUUUCGCAUGGUCACAUCACAGCGGUCAAGCGGCUGCGCAUGUUGUUGUAGAAGCUAGGUGGCUUUAUUUCAGGUGUUCAAUACCAAUUUUUCCUUUAAGAGUGAUAGUGGUUGUUUCUCAUGUUUUCUUUUGUAAUUUUGCGCCCAAGUUUUGUUCACGGCUAGCUAAAAAUCGAUCCCCUCGCACAUGCCUGACGUGUGACCGCUGUGUUCUUAGCCACACACGUUUUCCCGCGUCAGAGACUCUUUCCAUGCGAUGAAGUUUGACAUAUUAUUAUACAUUAAUGUCAAUUUCUUAAUUUUCGUUGGCUCUAAUAUUUAGGUGUGGUUUGAUUUUUGUCUUUGCUACGAGCAAUUGGAAAUUUUAUAUUAAUAAUGGUUCUGUAUAAGUCAUUAAUAUUAAGUUAUGUUUUUCCAUCUGGCGAUGGUUUUCAUACAAUACAAUACAAUACAAUUAUUUUACUAGUUUUUUUCCAAGUGGAGUUUCCACAAUUAAUUUACAUCAAUGUCACUUCACUCAUUUGC
Molecule: messenger RNA, 4406 nt
Organism: Pocillopora meandrina
Lineage: Eukaryota; Metazoa; Cnidaria; Anthozoa; Scleractinia; Pocilloporidae
Source: the annotation of a GenBank genome assembly